Messenger RNA from Aphanomyces astaci, 1569 nucleotides. RefSeq lists its product as hypothetical. Gene Ontology annotation, molecular function: protein binding. The transcript has a single exon. Lineage: Eukaryota; Oomycota; Saprolegniomycetes; Saprolegniales; Verrucalvaceae. The record is from RefSeq and is a predicted model, not a curated record. The coding region runs from base 1 to 1485 and encodes 494 amino acids.
AUGAGCCGAAAAGGAACGAAGAUGGGACUCGGUGAGUUUCUCACCGAGAACAACAGCAACGUGCGCGCUGCGCCUAUCAACGCAGGUGGUCUGGAGCACCUUCCCCGCGGACCUCGUGAACGUACCGACGAUGACAACGGCGGCUUCCGCGGAGGUCGCGGUGGUGGAAGGGACGACCGCCGCGAGCGUGAACCCAUGCGUGCCGACGGAUCUGACCGAUGGCGCGGAGACCGUGAACAACCUCGUGGUGGAGGAGGCUACCAAGACGACCGACCUCGACGAGACGAACGUGCCUUCGAAGAACGUCCUUCCCACAUGCGCUUGAACUUGACUCGCCGUGGCGAAGAAUCCGCGCCCCCUGCCUCUGGCGGAUUCCGCUCGUCGGAUCGAUUUGCCUCGGCAUCUGACGAUAAAUUUUCUCGCGCGUUCAGCAGCCGAGGUGGUGGCGACGACCGUCGCGAACCUAGCCGCUUUGGUGACCGUGACGGCGGGCGCUUCAACGACGGCCCUCGUUUCGGUGACCGCGACGGUGGCCGCUUCGGCGAUCGUGAUGGUGGCCGUUUCGGCGAUCGUGAUGGUGGUGCCCCUCGCUACAACGACCGUGACGGUGGUCGUCCUCGUUUCGGAGACCGCGAAGGCGGCGGACGCUUCAACGACGGCCCUCGUUUCGGUGACCGCGACGGUGGUCGGUUCAACAACGACGGUCCUCGCUACAACGACCGCGAUGGCGGACGCUAUGGCAGCGACCGUCGCUACGACGACGAUCGAUCGGCCAGUCGCGUGACGUCGGCGUUUGAGCGCCAGACACUGGACGACCAGCCGGAUCCGGCCGAAGUGGCUCGGUUGAAGAAGGAAGAAGAAAAGGCGGCUCGGGACGCGGAGAAGAAGCGCAAGGAGGCGGAGAAGAAGGAGGCCAAGCGCUUGGCGGAGGAAGCGGCGGUGGUCGCUGCCGAGGAGAAGAAGGCGGCGCUUGCGGCGGCGGCGGACAAGGCUGCCAAGGACCGAAGCGUCGUGCAGACGGUGCUGGCGACCGGCAAGAAGGGCAAGGAGCUCGCCAAGGCCGCCAAGACCACGCUCAAGGGCGUGACAGCCGCCGUGGUGCUGGCCGAAGUGGUGGAACACAACAAGGAGUCGGCGAUCACGAGCUCCAAGUGGCUCACUCCGGACGAGUACGGAUCGCUCCUCGAAGUGACGGUGGGCGCGGCGCCUGCCAAGGAGCAGCUCCAGGCGCUGUACGCGCUGCAGCUGUUCAUGCACGAGCACCGCGGCCGCGAAGGCAACCGCACCAAGGGCAUGAUGGAGCUGGCGUUCAAGGCGCUGUACGCGUUUGACAUUGUCUCGGACGAGGCGUUCAUCGAGUACAAGUAUGACACGGAGGACUCGACGGCCGGCAAAAUGCAAGCGAUCAUCGAAACGUCCGAGUGGUUAAGCUGGUUGGAAUCGUACGAAGCCAGCGACGACGACGAAGAAGAAGAGGACGAAUAGACAGCAAACAUAUUAGACAUAUAUAACACGAGUACGUUAGUAGUUUUUCGAUUAACUAACGGGCAAGCCCAAUUGAGUCCACAA